AUGGCGUUAAAAAUAUUUUAUUUAUUAUCAAUUUUAUUUGUCGUGGUUUCCAGUGAACCAUUUCGGUUUGACAAUUACUCUCUUUACAAAGUCUUGCCUAAGAGUUUAAAAGAUGUGAAAUAUCUUCAAGAACUUCAAGAUGCUGCUCCUGAAUUUGAUUUCUGGGAUGACCCAGUGCCAACUGCUGAUUAUAUAAAUAUUGUGUCUAAACCCGAACUGAAGAAAGACCUGGAAAGCUUCUUGGCAUCUAACGAAAUUGAUUUUGUGAUAACACAAGAAAAUAUUCAAGAAUUAAUCGACAAUGAGAAAAAGAAGACCUACACAAGAAGCAACAUCAGAACUAUGGAGUUUGACAAUUACUACACUUUAGAAGACAUCUACGCCUGGUUAGAAGACUUAGCAGCCAGAUUCCCUGAAACCAUCUCUAUAAUAAUUGGAGGAACCACGUACGAAGGUCGGGAGAUUAAGGGCAUAAAGAUCUCCCACGGUCCUGGUAGGAGAGCAGUUUUCAUUGAAAGUGGAAUUCACGCCAGGGAAUGGAUUGCUCCAGCUACAACUAAUUUUAUCAUCAAUGAGCUUGUGUUUAGUGAUGAUGAGGAGAUAAAGGCUGCUGCUCGUGAUUUUGAUUGGUACAUCUUUCCUGUGACUAAUCCCGAUGGGUAUAUCUGGAGUCAUGUGGGCUUCCGACUAUGGCGCAAAAACCGACGUCCUUUUGGUAAUGAGUUCGGUGUCGAUCUCAACAGGAAUUGGAACGACAAUUGGCUAAAGGAAAGCGCCAACUUGAAUCCAAGUUCCAACACCUAUGCUGGUCCAGGUCCCUUCUCUGAAAUUGAAGCCAGAUCAUUAUCUGCAUACAUCACCGAUAUGGCCGAUAAGAUUGACCUCUACCUCUCCUUUCACUCCUCUGGUCAAAUUCUUCUUCUACCAUUUGGAAAUACUACAGAACCAUUGGCUAACUAUUAUGAUGCUAUGAAAAUUGGAAGGCGAGCUAUGGGAGCACUUGCAUUCAGAUAUGGUACUCCUUACACUAUCGGCAAUAUCGCUGAAGCUAUUUAUUUUGCCACAGGAACAAGUGUGGACUGGGUAAAGGAGCGUCUGAAAAUUCCUCUAGCCUACUGCUAUGAACUUCGUGACCGAGGGCAAUAUGGCCAUCUUCUUCCACCAGACCAGAUCUUGCCGACCAGUGAAGAAACCAUGGAUUCAGUAAUAGAAAUUUUGUUCCAAGCUAAACGAUAUGGAUAUAUGCGAGGACCAGAAUAA
Messenger RNA from Spodoptera littoralis (African cotton leafworm), 1260 nucleotides. Lineage: Eukaryota; Metazoa; Arthropoda; Insecta; Lepidoptera; Noctuidae. The record is from the annotation of a GenBank genome assembly.